This is a messenger RNA of Raphanus sativus (radish), 2154 nucleotides long. RefSeq lists its product as uncharacterized. Lineage: Eukaryota; Viridiplantae; Streptophyta; Magnoliopsida; Brassicales; Brassicaceae. The transcript has 2 exons. Bases 1 to 2154 code for a protein of 717 amino acids. Gene Ontology annotation, molecular function: zinc ion binding. The record is from RefSeq and is a predicted model, not a curated record.
AUGUGGAAGUUUGAUCCCCAAAAAGGGUGGGGAUUUGAUGUUGAUAUGAAAAAACGAGGCAGAGUACUAGUUUUGGAAUUGACAAGUUCCUUUGAAGAUCUAAGGGUUAUGGUUUUCAAGGAUUUUGGAAUUGACGAAAACGAUGUCGAGCUUGAGUUAAGCUACCUACCUAUGGAGUUAAUCGGCACCAUCGACUGUCCCCCAGUUAUCAUUGAGAAUGAUAGCCAAGUCAAAAAUUUUCUUACAUAUGUACGUGGAAAACCUUCGACAAGGUUGUGUGUGUCUACUUCGCUUAUGCAUGGGAACAACGACAGCAUUGGCGUUGAUAAGGAGGAAUCUAACUCGCCAUUCAGAGAGGUCGGUGAAGCUUCCUCGGUUUCAGAUAGAGAUGAGAGUGGUAGUUCAUCUGAUUGUAACGCGAACGGCUCAGAAGAAGAUGAUCAUCUCGCCAUACGUGGAAAAGAAGAUGAUAGGGGGAAAAGUGUUCGAUUUUCUUUGAUCGAUGUUGUGAAGAAGGGUGAAACGUUUCAAAACAAGUCGAUGUUGAAAGCAGCGUUGGAAAUGUCAGCUACGAAGCAUAACUUCGAUUACAAAGUUGUUAAAUCGGACAGAAAACUUUGGUACAUUCGAUGCAUUGACAACCAUUGCAACUGGAGUGUUCGUGCUGAAGGGUUAUCAGGCUCCACAUAUUUCAUCAUCAAAAAAUAUGUGGCGGAUCAUACAUGUGCUGCGUCGAGUAUGAAUAAUGGUGGUCGGAUACCUUCUGCAAAAACUAUUGGCAGUAUAAUAAUGCAUAGAUAUGAUGGUGUGAAAGAAGGUCCGAAGACUAAUGAUAUCAUACAGAUUAUGAGAAUGGAUCAUGGAUGCGAGAUAUCUAAGUCGUUAGCAUGGGAUGCUCGUGAAUUUGCAAUUCAUGUGGUUCGAGGUAUUCCGGAGCAGAGUUUUGGAAAAAUUCCGAAAUAUUUGUACAUGCUGAGGGAAGCUAAUCCAGGAACACAGACGUUUUAUGAAACUGAUGUUGAUGGUAAAUUCCGAUUUCUAUUCCUUUCGUUUGGGCAAUCAAUACGAGGUUUUCACACAUCCAUGCGGAAAGUUCUUGUUGUUGAUGGGACAUUUUUGAAGAGCAAGUACAAAGGAGUAUUACUUGUUGCUACAGCUUUAGAUGGAAACUCUAACUUGUAUCCUAUUGCAUUUGCGGUUGUUGACUCAGAAAAUGAUCGAUCAUGGGAUUGGUUUCUGAGACAUCUAAAGCUUGUUGUUGCGGACGAGCGUUCUCUAGCUUUUGUGUCAGACAGAAAUGGCUCACUUUGCAAAGCAAUUCAGAAUGUGUAUCCUCUUUCUCAACAUGGAAUUUGCAUUCACCAUUUGUUGAAUAAUGUGGUCACACAUUACAGAGGCAAGGGACUGGUCGGAUUGAUUGCAAAAGCUUCCAAAGCUUAUAGAGUCGUUGAUUACGAGAAGCUAUUCCAUGCCGUGUGCAAUAUAAGUCCAGCUAUUGGAAAAUAUUUAACAGAUGCAGAAGUUGGAAAGUGGGCUCGCUGUCAGUUUCCAGGAUACAGGUACGACAUGAGGACGACAAAUCCAGCUGAAUCAAUAAACUCUGCUUUGCGCACACCAAGAGAGUAUCCAGUGAUUCCUUUGUUGGAUAGCAUCAGAGAAAUGCUGACCCAUAGGCGGAUUAGAAAGGGUAGAACGUUUCUUGUCCAGCCGGUUAACGAGCAUCGUUUUUUGGUUCUUGGAGAUACAAUUGACUGCCUGGUUGAUUUGGACAGAAGAACUUGCUCGUGUGGGAAAUACGACCUGAUAAAACUUCCAUGUCGACACGCUAUCAAGGCUGGUUUAACGGUUGGCCGAACCCCAUCCUCACUGACGGAUGACAUGUACACUACUUCCACAUGGAGAACAGCUUAUCAAGAGACUAUCAAUCCAAUAGGUGUUCCUGAGGAUAGUUGGGUUGUUCCAGAUGAUGUUCAAAAUGCUGCUGUGCUACCUCCUGAAUCAAGAAGAGGAGCAGGAAGGAGAAGAAAACGCAGAUACGAGACCGUUGAAGACAAACUCCGUUCAUCGCAAGCAACACAAGGAAAAAAGAAGCGCAAAUGCAGUCGAUGUGGCGAAGAGAAUCAUAACAGGGCUACAUGUGACAGAGCUAUUUAG